AUACUUUUAAGAAGGAGUUGUGCGCUUAAGUAUGUGGGGCUUUGAUGGUAUAUUAGAUUAACUGUCUAGGUGCCUGGGUGAGUCCGUGUUUGCAGCUGAAAGCGGCAGCCUCCCCGCUGCUUGUCCGGGUGUAAUCUACCGUUAUCCUGCCAUGGAGGUCAGUCAGGUCGCGGCGUGCGACAGAGACAGUCUCUCCGAGGAAUUUAAAGUGAAUCCCACAUGCCGUUUGUUUGGUGUGGCACAACUGACGAUCAAAGACAUGGGAGGCUAUGAAGAGCAGCUCCAGAGUGACGCCCAGUUUCUGUGCUCUAACCAGAGGAUGGACACUGAACUGGUUGACAGUCUGGUGCUGCAACUCAACAGGAUCUACCCCCAGAUACUCAGUGACAAGGAAGCCUGCAAGUUCAGAAGCCUGAGAGUCCCCACUACAGAGCGGCUACGUGAGCUGCUGCAGCACCUGCGUGAGAAAGGAGACGAUGCAUGCUACGAGUUCUACAGAGCACUCCACAUCCAAGCAGAGGACGUUUACUUCAGUCUGCCCACUAGAAUUAGAGAAAGAGAGAUGACUGAGUCAAGAAGUGCAAUCAAUGUGGCUGUCAUCCCAGAGAGAUGUGUGCUUAACGACAGAGGACCAAUUUUCUUUCUGAGUUGUUUCAGCGUUGCGGUUGGCAUUGCAUUUCUCUAUUAUUACGGAGAGGGUCAGAGACUCAGAUGCACGGAAGCAUUCCUUCACUGCUCUGCGGUGAGACUUGGUAAAGAUGCCAAGGACGUGUUCAUUUCCUAUGUGGAGGUCGGGAAAUAACAAGACUGAAAUAUUUCAGAAGAACAAGCUGUGCUACUUUACUCUACUGUGCCAAAUCAGUUUUACAUCUCCUUCUGUAGAGAACUCUUGAGUCGUUUCUGCAUGUAUUCGUAUUUUUUUUUAAAUGUCUCGGUCUUGUCACAUGCAUCUUUGUUCUGCUCAUUGCCUAUGCCCAGUGAUAUGGUGCUGCUAUUGUCCUAGUAUGGAAAACUUUUUCAGGGAGAAACUUAGUAAUUUACUUGAGACGCACCAAAAAGCCAAUAUUACCUUUGACUUGAUCAGAUAUCAGCGGGUUAAGUACCUGAGAAAAAGAAGCCUGUUUAUUAAAACCAUCAAGUCUAAGAACUUACACAAUUUCCUGGAUCGCAUCAACCAACAGCAUGUACCUUGAUCAUUUUUGUUUUUUUAUUUUACAGUUGGGGACAUGUCAUUCAAAACUGCUACUAGCCUGCAGCACAUCUAUAGUUUCUUUGUUAUUGUCUCAGGAUCAGAUGAGAUUCAGCAUGUCAGACCUCAAAGAAAAUCAGAAAGAUAUUGGCCAGGAAAUGCAUGAUCGCUGCAUCUCUAGGUUAAACAUAGCAUAACCAUGUCAACAUGCAACUGCACAUCUUCAAAACUGUUUUCAGUUCUUCUCAUUCAAUAGUGCCAUACUCCAGUACUCUUGAAGGGCUCUGCAACUUCAAGAUUUUUCCUUUCAGAUGUUAUUUUCCAGUCUUAAAAGUAGAAGACACCCAUCAACCUCAUUGGGCAGGAGUUUGACACCCAUGCUGUAAUUUGUUUCAUUUAGACUCAGACUACCAGAUUGUUUGGUUGAUAGUCAGUGUGAACAUGCUUUGCUUGAGUUGCACUAGUUUUUGCAGCACAGUUCUGUUAACAUUUCCCACAACACGUUUCCUUGAAUGCAGGGUUAGGGUUAGGCUUAGGGUUAGUUGAAACAACACAUUUUCUUGAAUGCACAAUAUCUUGCCUGUUAAUAGUAGUGCCUUCUAAUGAUGUUGGAGCAUACUUAAAAUUAGGAAAUAAAGUAAAAAGAAGCAAAA
Poecilia latipinna (sailfin molly) is the source of this 1842-nucleotide messenger RNA. RefSeq names its product bcl10-interacting CARD protein-like. The transcript has 6 exons. Gene Ontology annotation, cellular component: mitochondrion. Lineage: Eukaryota; Metazoa; Chordata; Actinopteri; Cyprinodontiformes; Poeciliidae. The record is from RefSeq and is a predicted model, not a curated record. Bases 152 to 802 code for a protein of 216 amino acids.